Bipolaris oryzae ATCC 44560 is the source of this 861-nucleotide messenger RNA. RefSeq lists its product as uncharacterized. Gene Ontology annotation, molecular function: protein binding. The record is from RefSeq and is a predicted model, not a curated record. Lineage: Eukaryota; Fungi; Ascomycota; Dothideomycetes; Pleosporales; Pleosporaceae. The transcript has a single exon. Gene Ontology annotation, biological process: regulation of translational initiation. Bases 1 to 861 code for a protein of 286 amino acids. Gene Ontology annotation, cellular component: cytoplasm.
AUGUCUACCAACGACGCCAUCCAAGAUGAGGUCACCUCCCUCAACGCCAUCUUCGAUGAAGGCACUCUAUCACCCAUUGAUGAACAUGCGAGACUGUACAGUCUACGCCUGCCGUCUCUGCCUUCAGUUAUCCUGCGCAUAGAGUUUCCGGAAGACUAUCCAGAUGCCCCUCCAUCAGUGCUAGGCACUCAGUCUGUCGGCCAGGAUGUACCCAAGGGUAUGGGUAGCCGGGCUGUCGAUGUAGUGCGAGACGUCCUCGCACGAGUAUAUCAACCGGGAGAACCGUGCAUUUACGAUUUGCUAGAAGAGGCAAGAGAAGCCUUGGAGCAAGCCGAAGAGCAGGGGGAUCUUCAAUUGCAUGACCAGCAUGAAAAUGCAGAUGUAGAAGACGACCACGAUGGCCAUGGUCUCUCUGAUCCAACAGUUGACCUUGGGCCAGAGCCUCCGUGGAUUAUUGCACCCGCUCUUACCGAGAAGAAAUCGGUGUUUUUAGCCCGUGUAGCACCAGUGUCGUCUCCGGCCCAGGCCAGACAAUAUGUUGCGCACCUUCUUGCGACCGACAAGAAAGCCGCUCGCGCGACACAUAAUAUGACUGCGUGGCGCAUCAAGGGUCCGAAUGAUACGAGCUAUCAGGACUGCGAUGACGAUGGCGAGACCGCUGCUGGCUCGCGCAUGCUGCACCUGAUGCAGCUCAUGGAUGUAUGGAACGUAAUGGUUGUUGUGACUCGGUGGUACGGUGGAAUCUUACUCGGUCCAGAUCGAUUUCGUAUCAUCAACACUGCGGCUAGAGAGGCUCUGGUAUUAGGUGGCUUCGCAAAGGAUAGUAAAGAGGGGGAUACGAAGAAGAAAGGCAAGAAGUAA